Messenger RNA from Penaeus monodon (black tiger shrimp), 2145 nucleotides. RefSeq lists its product as uncharacterized. The record is from RefSeq and is a predicted model, not a curated record. The transcript has 5 exons. NCBI's taxonomy places the organism in Eukaryota, Metazoa, Arthropoda, Malacostraca, Decapoda, Penaeidae. The coding region runs from base 10 to 1662 and encodes 550 amino acids.
GCAGAUAAGAUGGUUCUUGGCAGCAGUCUGUACCUCGGUGGGUCCAUCCUAAUCCUCCUGGCGAUGCUGCAAAAGAUACAAGGAGAUCAACAUCGCUACCAGCACGUAAAGCAUGGAACCCGUCAGGAACAACACCAGCAUCACCACCCACACGGGCUACACAGAGACAACAAACAGCCUCAUCAACAAACAGAGCCAACGACCGGCUAUGUUAAGCACCAGGACGCUGGGCAGGAGAAGUUCUUAUUUGAGAAGUACGAGGCAAGAAGGCAGUAUAUGAGGUCGAGGCGAUUGCAACAGGAAUUAACAGAUGUAAAAGCGAGAAGAAGCGACAUAGAGACUCAGAAAAUGAUAGAGAGAACAAAGGAGAGAUUAGAUGCACUGAAAGACGAAUGGGAGAAAGAGAAAGCAGGAAUGCAGGCAAGUCAGUACGCAUCACACGAAAGACGAUUGUGGAAAAGAAGUGAUACUCGAAGGACGGAACAUUUCGACGCACAAGGACAAGAGUAUGACGUCCCUCUGACGGAAGUCAGUUUGCCAGAAGACACGAACAUAGACCUGAUGGACCACUUAGAGGAACUCCGAGAAAUGUUUGCCCUUAUGGAUAAUGUAGAAAUACAAGAGGCUUUGGUUGAAGCUUCUAACAUAAGAAAUGAGGACUGGACGGAUGAGAUAUCUGAGGAAACGUUGGAAAAUCUCAGAAAAGUUCUUUAUCUCGAGGAUCCCCAGAUUUUGGAAAGACUUGUACUGUCAGAAGACGAAAUUGUUCCAGAGGUUCUGGCUGAGCUGCUGAAAACCAAGCAAGACAAAGAAGCCGCAAAAAUAAACCAGCAUGGGGUAGAUGAAGGCGAGGACGACCGUAGUGCCAGGAUGAAGGAAGGUACCCCGAAACUUGGAGAAAGUCCCGCGGAAGAGGAGCAGGAACCAGUGAAUGCGAACAUGGAAAUUAAAGACAGCCAAGUAAGAACUCUUAUUCAUGAGGAAAAGGAAUUUCGGACUAUGGACAUGGUGAAUAAAGGCGAAUUAGAUGAGGGUCUCUUGGAAGAGGAAGAACUGAGGAAUCUGAGCAAGGAGAAUAAAAAUGAAUCGAUAGGACCUCCCGUCGAAAAGGAAGAAACUCGGAGUCUGAGAACAGAGAAUAACAGCGAAGGCGAUGUCGAGCGCAUUGGAGAAAUGUUUGCAGACAUGGCAGCUUCAGGAAACGGCCGUGACGCGUUGGAACUUUUAAAACUAAUGGCCGCGGAGUCAAAUAAGGGAUUGGUGACAGAAAAUCCCGUUUUAGCGUUAGUUCAGCCGGAAGACAUGGCCGUUUCUACCCCCGCGGAAAAUAGGUUUAAUACAAAUGGGCAGAUUAUUCAGAUCGUUUCAUUAGAGGAGGAGGAUGGGAAGUCCGGCCACCUGGAAACGGAGAGCGAAAGAAAAGAAAUGCAUCCCACUCUAACUGGAAGAGAAGGUGUGCAUUUGGAUGAUUCAAGAAAAAUUGUUUCUGGAAUUACAGAAGGUAAUGAGGAUGAAAGCCAUUCUAGAUCAGAGGAAAGAAGUUAUGUUGAAGAUGAACUUUUGCUGGAGGUAUUAAGACAGAAAACGUUGGACCUCAUACAGAAGUCAAGGAAACGAUACAGCGCAGAGGAGGCAGCAAGGCUGUCGAGUUUAUGGAAAUGAUGUUUAUAUCGCCAUCCGGUCGUGAUAAUGAGGACAAAACGCAAGCUCCAGCACCGAAAGAGGAAGCCAGCACAGAGUUGAUGAAUGAGGACGUACGACGGCUUGGAGAGAUGGAACACGCCAAGGAAAAAGAUACUCCAAGAUUACAAGGCGACCAGGUUAUCCCCAAACCCGAAGACAUAUAUAAGUGGAUGCACACACGUUCGGAGAUGUUGGUAGGACUGCCCUGAGCUUCCCGCAGGUGACGUGUCGGAGCCUGCCAUCCUGGAGGCGGCCACCUGGGAGGCGGCGAGGGCGGCCAUGAGCCUUCCAGAAGAAUUCCAUGGCUUGCCUGAGCAAGCAGAGCUCUUGUUAAGCCAUGUGGAUUUGCGGAUGUUGCAGGGCGAAGAAAAUGAACAGGAGGUCGUGGCCGAACCCGAGGCGCGACUGAGGUGCAUCGGCGGCAGUUUGUGCAGGAGCUGUGCGCGCUAUUCCAUGCUCUAC